UGUCACGCGUACGACGUACAAUUUCCUUGUCCUAAAAUACGAAACAACUUGAAAGCGGGUAGCAUUGCUGUUGUAUUACCUUUUGAUGAUUGUUAUUGACCUUGUGGAAGUCGUCAGGACAAGUUGUCCAGUGUAUUUUUGUGUUGUUAGUGCGACGGUACAAAGAAAUAUAGUUCAUAGUUGAACACAAGUGGGACAAGCGGAGGAAAUCCUGAAUUUUGCAAUGGAUUGGAGGACAGGUCUACUGGCGCUAUGUUUGGUGUUUUACGCUGAUGCUUUUUCCAAAUACGGAAGGACGUGUAAAGACAUAGGAUGUCUGAACAGCGAGGUAUGCGUGUUGGCGGAGGAUCCCUGCACAUUCGGCCACACCAGCGACUGCGGCACUUAUCCAACUUGCAAGAAGAAGUCUAAAGUAGAAGGUUCCCAUUCGGAACCUGUUCAGCCUUCGGUUCCAAAACCGGCGCCCCACACACCCACAAGCGACUUCGACUCCCCACCUCAUUAUCCUGCGCCAGCGCCGCCUUCGCCAAAUAUGGGGGGCAAUACACACGGAGGAAGCUCUCCUUAUGGCGGUAAUUCGCCGUAUGGUGGCAACUCACCUUAUGGCGGAAACUCCCACACCGGGGGCGGUUCCCCUUAUGGUGGUAGCUCUCCCUAUGGCGGUAAUUCGCCUUACGGUGGGAAUUCUCCGUAUGGCGGCUCAACAGGCGGACACUCUCCUUACGGAGGCAAUUCCCCAUACGGAGGUAGUUCACCAUACGGAGGAACAGCGAACCGCGGUGGAAACAACCCAUACGGAGGAGGCUCCAAUCCAUCGGGAACAAAGAGUCCAUUAGAUAACAUCUUUAAUACACUAAACAACUUCGCCAACGGCGGAGGCACGGGAACUGGAGCCGGCGGUGCAGGGUUAUCCAACAUCUUCGGGAACAUACUUGGGAAUUUAUCGAAGAACGGAGGUUUGACUGGAUUCCUAAACACUAGGCCUUUAAUGGAAAACCCUAAUUAUGCGUCGCACAGUUCUAAUUCGAGGAGUGCUAACCCCCAAAAUUAUCCAUCAGCCCAGCCCGCGUACCAAGCGCCAAGUCAGAACAGGAAUUAUGGUCAAAGUAAUGCUCGGUACAACGCGGCCACUACGAGACGACCGGCGACCUAUGGCUGGAACUUCGGUGUGGCUUUGUUGACAUUCGUGAUACAUCAGUACUACAGUGUGCUACUCAACUAAUUUAUGUAGAAAAAUAUAUUUUUUUAAAUAUAAUGUGAUAUAUUCAAAUGCCUUGUGAUUAAUUGUUGCCGUCAGUAAAAGUUUAUGUAUAUGUUGUGAAAUUAACAUUAAAGUUUUAUUUUAUUCGA
Messenger RNA from Papilio polytes (common Mormon), 1350 nucleotides. It is a transcript of the gene Mnr, whose product is annotated as keratin, type I cytoskeletal 9-like. The record is from RefSeq and is a predicted model, not a curated record. Lineage: Eukaryota; Metazoa; Arthropoda; Insecta; Lepidoptera; Papilionidae. Bases 224 to 1222 code for a protein of 332 amino acids. The transcript has 5 exons.